Molecule: messenger RNA, 2677 nt
Organism: Chilo suppressalis (striped riceborer)
Lineage: Eukaryota; Metazoa; Arthropoda; Insecta; Lepidoptera; Crambidae
Source: the annotation of a GenBank genome assembly
UCUAGUAAGCCGUUGUCGUGGCAGGCGGGGAAAAACGCCCAGUUGUGUUUCAAUUCAUGAUCACACCACGAGAUAACCGCAAUGAAUAAGAAGUUUGUCGUCAAGAGUAGAGAUGCCAAGAAGCCAGCAGCUCUAUCGAUGUCGAUACCACUUUCCACCUGUCACUACCCGCGGGGGCCGGGCGGCAGGUGCCAGUAGACGCGGCGGCGCGCCAGUCUCCCGUGGCCACCGCAUUAACUGCACGUCGCGCGAACGCAUCUCACCUAUAUCGACAAUUCGACACGUGCGUACCUACCGCAACCCUAUUUUGUUGUUCUAAUUCCAAAAAAGUGUUGUGCACUUGUGCUACGAAGGAUUAUAACCUCGUCCGAUCCAACGAUUGCCAGCGGUUUAGAUCAAGUGUAGUGAUUGGUGGUUGUAUUAUGUGUGGACACCGCGCUGUUUCGGACCUUAGGUGACGUGCACACAUGCCGUAAUGGUAGUUUGGAGAGCAAAGAGCACUAGCCGUCGGAGACACGGUGUCUUGUCCAAAAUGGCAUCGGAUAUAGCAUCACAUAUAGCACGGACGUCGGUCGUGUGCUUAUUAUUAGCAUUAGCCAAUUCACAAGUGAGAGCUGGGGAGCUAUGGCCCAUAGACAGGCCAGAUGGCAUGCCCGUGAUCCAAUCACUAGAGGUCAUGUGCGGGAAAGAUCACAUGGAUGUCCACCUCACAUUCUCACACCCUUUUGAAGGCAUCGUUUCAUCAAAAGGUCAGCACGGUGACCCGCGGUGCGUUUACGUGCCACCGUCAACAGGCCAGACUUACUUCUCGUUCCGGAUAGCGUACGCCAAAUGUGGCACCAAACCGGAUCUCCACGGACAGUUCUAUGAGAACACCGUAGUGGUGCAAUACGACAAAGAUCUGCUCGAGGUGUGGGACGAAGCAAAGCGGCUGCGAUGCGAAUGGUUCAACGACUACGAGAAGACCGCUUCGAAGCCCCCGAUGGUCAUCGCGGAUUUGGACGUUGUGCAGUUAGACUUUAGAGGGGACAACGUUGAUUGCUGGAUGGAAAUUCAAGCGGGGAAAGGCCCAUGGGCUCCACCGGUCUCAGGGAUAGUGCCUCUAGGCUCCACCCUGACGCUGGUUGUAGCUAUCAAUGACUACCGAGGCGAGUUCGAUAUGCGGGUGAAGUCAUGCGCUGCAUCAGAUGGUUCGGGACACAUUAUACAACUGUCAGACGAGUAUGGCUGUGUGCUGCGCCCGAAGAUGAUAUCAAGGUUCCUCAAGGCCAAAGCGGCGGACGAGAGAGCCACAGUGAUCACGUACGCUUUCUUCCACGCGUUCAAAUUCCCCGAUGCGCUCAGCGUUCAUAUCAGGUGUAAGGUGGAGAUUUGCAGACACGGGUGCUUGGACCACUGUCAGUUAGCUGGCGUCACACCGCAGAGACAUGGUGCCUUGGACAGAAAGGAUGAUAGGACUCAUCAGGACCAUAACGAUAUCAACGACUCGUCAGCCGAGGAUUCCGACAUCAAUUAUUCGGAAGAACCUCAAAGGUUGCCGCUGGAAGAAGCGUUUGGUGACGAGGUAUCAGGUGAUGCUGUUCCCGCGCCCGCACCGCUACCGCAACGUGCGCCCGCGCCCGUCAACGAACCUGACUCAGACCACAUGUCGGCUGUCCAAGACUUGGUUGAUGCUCUCGCUAGGCCGUUUACGGAUCGCCCUUCAGACUUGAGCGAACGCGAACGUUUUCCUCAAGGACCUCGUAAUCUCGAUGGGAAUGCUAAAAUGGAACCUACUGGAGACACUGUAGUGCCAGCCAAGAAACCAGGUCCCGCCGUAGCUGGCCCCAGAUCUUUGCGUAAACGCAGGACGAUCCGAGACGCGAGAUCUGCUGAUGUGGGAGUGUCUGGAAUAUACGAGGUGGUGUCGGAAGCUGAUCUAGCUUUUGGUCCUUCGAGGGAGCCGGUGACUGUGUUCAGCGGCAGGAUUAGAGAAGAGGUGGUGUACGGCAUCUGCAUGGGCGCUGUAAGCUUCGGCGCAUUAUUCGCGUCAGCAGCGGGUGCAGCGGCCGGCGCAGCGCUGGCUGCAGCCGUGCUUCUACAGCGGCUGCGGUCACGGAUGGCAGCCCAGCCCGUGAUAUCACCCGCACCGGCGCCGGCUGCGCACUCGCUCGCCGCAUGGAUGGCACUGCGACUGCUCGGCUCGCCGCCCCACCCGCAUCUGACGCGCGACGGCUGAAGCUGACCGACCAAAUUUAGAACACUGUAACUUUUUAAAGAACUCGAUUCGAAUCGAAAAGAGGUCGGCUUCGUGUUUGGUGAUUGUUUCUAUUUUGGUUUUUGAAUUUGGAGAAGAGCUACCUACCUACUGUCGCGUUCUUCGAUCAACAAUUCUGUAGAUAACGGGUUGCAUACAAAAUCAAAGCUAAAAAUUGUCCGCGUAUGUUUAAACUUAUGCAGCUACUUUCGAUUCCCAAUAUACAAAGAUAAAUGUUUAAAAACAGUUUCAGUUCAACCUAAUAACAACUAUCUCACAAAGGAAUAUGGUUAUAAAUAACAUAAUGUUAUUUCGCACAUAAACAACAGUAAAUAAUAACAGUCAUUGGCUAGCGAGAUAUUUCGUUUUGUAUUAACAGAAUUAAUUUAAAAUAAAAUCUCACGCCUCAAGUGAGGCUAUAUUUACCGAGACGGAUUUUAC